Pogona vitticeps (central bearded dragon) is the source of this 1108-nucleotide messenger RNA. It is a transcript of the gene NFKBIA, whose product is annotated as NFKB inhibitor alpha. The record is from RefSeq and is a predicted model, not a curated record. Gene Ontology annotation, cellular component: cytosol. Lineage: Eukaryota; Metazoa; Chordata; Lepidosauria; Squamata; Agamidae. Gene Ontology annotation, biological process: cellular response to tumor necrosis factor; toll-like receptor 4 signaling pathway. Gene Ontology annotation, molecular function: NF-kappaB binding.
CUGAAGAAGGACCGGCAGCUCACCCUGCUCCAGGACGACCGUCACGACAGCGGCCUCGACUCCAUGAAGGACGAGGAGUACGAGAACCUGGUCCGGGAGUUGGAGGACAUCCACCUCCAGCCCGCCGAAGCCGCCGCGGGGCUCCAGAGCGGCGCCGGCCAGCCGGGCCAGGCGUGGAAACAGCAAGUGACCGAGGACGGAGACACAAUUCUCCAUCUGGCGAUUAUACACGAAGAAAAAUUCUUGAGUUUGGAAAUCAUUCACCAGGCAGGACGAGACACAGACUUCUUGAAUUUCCAGAAUAACCUCAACCAGACACCGCUUCAUUUGGCUGUGAUCACAGACCAACCUGAAAUUGCAGAGACUCUCCUGAAAGCCGGAUGUGAUGCAGAGAUCAGAGAUUUCCGAGGAAACACACCGCUCCACAUUGCUUGCGAGCAAGGCUCUCUCCGAGGUGUUGGUGUGCUCACGCAGUACUGCCUGAAACAUCAAAUCAGCUCUCUUCUGCAGUCAUCAAACUACAACGGACACACAUGUCUCCAUCUGGCUUCUAUUCAAGGCUAUUUGGCCAUUGUAGAGCAUCUCCUAUCCUUGGGAGCAGAUGUCAAUGCUCAGGAACCUUGUAAUGGAAGGACUGCCUUGCAUUUGGCUGUUGAUCUGCAGAAUCAAGAACUGGUGUCCCUUCUCUUGAAACAUGGAGCAGAUGUAAACAAAGUCACCUACCAGGGCUAUUCGCCAUACCAACUGACGUGGGGAAGAAGCAACUCAUUCAUACAGGAACAGCUGAGGCAGUUCACCACAGCAGACCUCCAGACGCUGCCAGAAAGUGAAGAUGAGAGCUGUGAAUCGGAAUCAGAGUUCACAGAAGAUGAACUUCUCUAUGAUGACUGCAUAAUUGGUGGAUGGCAUGUACCUUGUUAAAGUGGGAAAGUAGUGGAGAAAAAACAGACAAACACCAUGUGAACAAUAACUGGAUUGGACCAGGAAGCACAGAGCACUCUGUUAGAACAGCAAGUGCUAUGUACGCAGUCCAAGGCACUGUUUGAGCAUGAAUGACGGUCAAACACCAGAAGAGGUCUGGGCCCCAUUUGUGCCAGGGAGCUGAUUG